Molecule: messenger RNA, 2067 nt
Organism: Pleuronectes platessa (European plaice)
Lineage: Eukaryota; Metazoa; Chordata; Actinopteri; Pleuronectiformes; Pleuronectidae
Gene: pold3
Product: polymerase (DNA-directed), delta 3, accessory subunit
Exons: 12
Coding region: 88-1488 (466 amino acids)
Biological process (GO): DNA strand elongation involved in DNA replication; nucleotide-excision repair, DNA gap filling; DNA synthesis involved in UV-damage excision repair
Cellular component (GO): delta DNA polymerase complex; nucleus
Molecular function (GO): DNA-directed DNA polymerase activity
Source: RefSeq, a predicted model, not a curated record
AAUCACGUGACAUGUAACAGGAAGUAAACAGACUUCCCGCGCAGUGAAACCGGUGCAGGGAACUCUUUUCACAUCAACGGUGGAAAGAUGGACGAGCUGUAUUUAGACAAUAUCGACGAAUAUGUCAACGACCACAACAAGAUCGUGACCUAUAAAUGGCUCAGUCUGACACUGGGAGUUCACGUCAACACAGCAAAACAAAUGCUCUUCCACUACCUGGAUCACAAGAGGAAGGAGAGUUCAGCUCAGCUCCACGCCACCUAUCUCGUGUCGGGGAAGUUCGUGGACAAAGGACAAGCAAGCCACAAGGUGUCCGUUGUCAGAGAGGACAAACUGGAAGACGUUAAAGCCAAGAUGAGCCUGAUCGUCAGUGUCCAUGUCUACAGUGUCCAGAAAGCUCUCCUGAAGGACAGCGGCCCCCUGUACAGUGUGGACUACGAUGCUGUGAAGGACAACUUCCAGAACUGCAGCAAAUACAGUGCGAUCAGCUGCAGCAGUGCACAGCCCCUGUCUCCUCUGGAGCAGACCAGAGAAAUACAACGUGCUCCCACUCCAGAGCCGGUGGCAAAACGACCUGCCCAGAACGGAGAGGCUGCUCCGGCUUCAAAAGCCUCCACCAAGCCGCCAAAGGGCAUCAUGGGAAUGUUUGCAAAUAAAACCACUUCCAAGAACCAGGACAAAGAGGUGAAGUCGGAAGAGAAAGAAGAGGCUCCUGCGGUUGUCGCCUCUAAAAGCAAACCAGCUGCUAAAGCAAAUCCAAUGUCAAACUUCUUCGGGAGUCAGACGGCAAAGAAACCAGACAAAGCUGUGAAGGAGGAAGAAGCAGCAGCUCAGUCGACCUGUGGGGCCGAGCUGCGACCUCAGAGUUCACAACCUGAAGAAAAACAAAAAGCUGCUUCACAGUCGCCACCGAAAGACGUGAAGAAAGACGUAAAGAAAGACGUGAAGAAAGACGUAAAGAAAGACCUGAAGAAAGACGCGAAGAAAGACGUAAAGAAAGACUCCAGGAGCAAAACCAAGCGAAUUGAGGAUUCUGACAGCGAGGAGGAAAAGAUGGAGAAGAAAAAGAGGCGAAGGAUCAAGAAACCUGAACCAGACAGCAGCGAUGAAGACGUCAUUCCAGAUUCUCCACAGCCGAUGGAAACCGAAGAAAUGUCGCCACCUCCUAAACCGGAGGUCGAGGCUGUUUCACAUUCACGUCCGAGUCUCCCUGGAACGAAAAUAAGGAAGAGGAGACGAGUCCUGAAAUCUCAAAUCUUCCUAGACGAUGAAGGGUGCAUGGUGACAGAGAAAGGCUACGAGAGCGAGUCGUACUCUGAGGCCGAAGACGACUUCCAGGCCGGAAAACAACCCGCGAAGAAUCCCGUCCCAGCAAAGCUCCCAGCUCCCAGCAGAGAGGACCAGAAGAAGAGUCAGAAGAAAGCAUCAGCGAACGCAAACAAAGGAUCGAAACAAGCCUCCAUUAUGGGAUUUUUCCAAAAGAAAUGAGAGGAGACGGAGUCAGAAACAACAAAGACACAACGAGCACAGACUCAGGAUCUCAACCGACUCUCGACUGAAACACAUCACGUGGACGUGUCCAGUUCAGGAUGACAAACGUUUAAGGAUUUUAAAUUGUGCCACGAUCAGUUUAAAAUGUGAAUAUGAGGCCGACUUAAUAAAUAUUGAUGGAAACUAAACACAUGUCCUGUCUCAGAAUAAACGACACAAUAAUUUAAAAUACAAGAAGUUCGGUUCAAGGAGAAAUUGAAUUUUGUCAAACUCCGUUCUGCAGACUGUUUGUUUAGUUCAGUAGAGUCUAGUUGUCUGUUGGUUUAAUGGCAGGAUUAUGUAAAAGCUACUGGGCAGAUUUCCAUGUAACCUGGUGGAAGGGUGUGAUAUGGGUCAAGAUGCAGAUCUGGAUCAGCGGCGGAUCUAGACAUGUGUUUUCACUUCCUCUCACUUCAGAUGAGACGUGUCUGUAACAUUUAAAUUGAUUUUUCUCAGAGAUCUUGUGGAUCUUAUCUGUAUCAGUUUGUUGAAUUUGGUGCAGAUCCAAAUAAAAAUCCAGAUCUACUGGUUUCAUAA